This is a messenger RNA of Sardina pilchardus (European sardine), 4005 nucleotides long. RefSeq names its product golgi SNAP receptor complex member 1 (gene gosr1). NCBI's taxonomy places the organism in Eukaryota, Metazoa, Chordata, Actinopteri, Clupeiformes, Clupeidae. The record is from RefSeq and is a predicted model, not a curated record. Gene Ontology annotation, cellular component: Golgi membrane; Golgi medial cisterna; SNARE complex. Bases 55 to 798 code for a protein of 247 amino acids. Gene Ontology annotation, molecular function: SNAP receptor activity. Gene Ontology annotation, biological process: vesicle fusion; endoplasmic reticulum to Golgi vesicle-mediated transport. The transcript is spliced from 9 exons.
UUGUAACCUUUUUUUCUGUGGGUUCCACGCUGCUGAUGACGUUGAAUAACAAAGAUGGCAGGAGGAAACAGCAAUUACUGGGAAGAUCUGCGAAAGCAGGCCCGUCAGCUGGAGAAUGAGCUUGAUCUGAAACUGGUUUCCUUCAGUAAGUUGUGCACCAGUUAUAGCAGCUCCAGGGAUGGGCGUCGAGGAGACAGCUCUGACACAACUCCACUCCUGAACAACUCCACCCAGGACAGGAUGUUUGAGGCCAUGUCUGUGGAGAUCGAGCAGCUCCUGGCUAAACUAACAGGCGUAAAUGACAAGAUGGCAGAGUACAGCAGCACGCCAGGCGUCGCAUCCCUCAAUGCUGCUCUGAUGCAUACGCUCCAGCGGCACAGAGACAUCCUACAGGAUUAUACUCAUGAAUACCACAAAACUAAAUCCAACUUUCUGGCGAUCAGAGAAAGGGAGGAUCUACUGGGAUCUGUCAGAAAAGACAUAGAGACAUACAAGAGUGGUUCAGGAGUGAACAACAGAAGGACAGAGCUUUUUCUAAAGGAACAUGAGCACCUCCGAAACUCAGACAGACUGAUCGAAGACACAAUAAGCAUUGCCAUGGCAACUAAGGAGAACAUGACCUCGCAGCGGGGUUUCUUGAAGUCCAUACAGAGCAGGGUCAACACUUUGGCCAAUCGCUUUCCUGCCAUCAAUAGCCUCAUCCAGCGAAUCAACUUGCGGAAGAGGCGGGACUCGUUAAUUCUGGGCGGAGUCAUCGGCGUUUGCACCAUCCUCCUGCUGCUCUACGCAUUUCACUGACGGACACGGGAGUUGACCAAUCGCUUUUUAUUUCCCUCUGGCAUAGCUCGAGUUGUGGUGGAACCCGGAAGGAUGGACUUAGCAAUAGGAGGACCCUGGAGGCUACUAAGCAAACGCCCACUUGGCCUAAUCAGAUAAUGGUAUUGAUUGCGGCCAGCAUGGACUUCCUUAUUUGUAUUUAUCAACGGGAGGGGUGGUAGUUUGGUGCAAUCCUGAAGCAUUUUUGGGGGGUAUCCUCCCCCCACAAACAGUUAUACUGUGGGGUGGGGAGAAGGGAACAGAGACCAAAUAUCUAAUAUGACUAAUCUGGAUCUUUUGUUUUUUUAAAGGAACAAAAAUGUAACGCUUCUUGCUCUGAAAGGAAAGGCAACAAAAAAUGUUACCCUCUGUGGUGAUUUUGUUUUCCCUUACUUUCCUUCUAAGCAAGACAUUUUAAUGUGAUGGUUCUUUUAGUGACGGAAGAUGUUCAUCAUGUUAUGUAUCCUGUUAAUUAAUAAAUUAUUCAUAUAAAUGUUUAAAAAAAUGUGUGACAGUAGGCACUCAAAAAUUUUCAAGAAGCUUUCGUUCAACUUGAAGAUUAACAAUUUAACCCCAUAACAGGGAUUUAAAACACUUCCAGAAAUCCAAAUACAGAAAAAAACCCAACGCUGACAUGUUAUGUAUUGACUGGCAUGAUGAAGGCAUUACAAGCCUAGUCUGAAACACUGUCCUGUUUCAGGCUGUGUACCACCUGGUCGUAAUAGGGAGAGGGAUCCCCCACAGAGGUCUGUGAAAGUAGAGCAUCGUCGGCCGAUCGUGACUGUGAGAUUUCCCCAUCGUACGCACGUCUUUGCCUUUUCUCGCGGGCGGCCGCUGAUGGCAUCUUGAAGAACUGGAGCGUGAUGGCGGAAACAGGCCAGCACUCUCUCCUUGAUGAAUAUGCAAGUUGAAAAUCCCUGGUUUUUGAGAGAGGGAGAGACACAGCAGGAAAGAAUAGUGAGGGGAAGAAGCACAUGUACAGCGAGGCUGUCACAUAAACCCUCUAGCACUAAUAGGUGCUGCAGGAGAAGCUACUAAAUAGCAGUGGAAGUCUAGAUAACACGUUUCACCGCAAGUCAUACAAUACACACUGCCUUUUGGCUCCUUCAUUGCCCUUGCUCCCUUUUAUCCCACUUUCUUUCGCCCUGGACUCCUGACAAACAAGGCCUCCUCCGACAGUUCUGCUCUGCUGAGGCAGCAGGCUGUGAAGGCAUCGGGUUCUUGGGUACUAUCCAUUUCUGAUGGCUCUGUCACCGCAGAGCUGGCCAUGGUAGGGAUUCUUAUCAUUCUCUUGCCUUGUUAGAGCAUCAGCACUGGCCAAGGAUCUCACUGCUGUCUGCUGGUGGAAGCACAAGACGUGAAUGUUUGUUCAUGACCUUCUGGAUUCACAUGUCCAUCUGAUGGCAAAUCCAUUCUUCCGUUUCCUGUCGAAAAAUACUCUCCCUCCAUGUGCGGUUUUUACUGCCAGGUGUCAAUUUUGGUACUUGCGUCUUAUUGAAGUAAAUUUGAAGGUGAGCUUCAUCCUCUGAUGAAUGUUUUUUCCGAAGUCUCUAUGGGAUUUUAGGUGUUGCCUGCACACAGUCAGCACAUAGAGGUCUUCAAAAGGACCUCUCUUCUUCUGUAAAUAAUGUACAUAGAUAUGAUUAUAUGCUUAGCAGCUCUGUUUCAAGUCAGUUAGGUGGUGGUGCAAUUAUAUAUAGGCAAAGCAAAUCAGACCGAAAACCAAAUGGUGUUCAUAUGGAUGGUAUAUCUUCAAGUCUUGGUGUUUCGAUACACUUCAGUGAACAGCAACUAUCUGUCAGAUCUUCCACCAUCCAUAUUUGUAUAUCUGCUCAUCUGACAUUUGUAUGGGAAUAGAGUUCCUUCAAAAGUUAAUGGGGCUGUCAGUAGGAGAACGCUCCACUUUCAAGUCCAUCAAUGGACCAUGGCUUAGUAAAUAUCUGCUGGCCAUUGUGAUAGUCUACAGCACAAUGAGCGUAAUGAGAUUUUUUCCUAGUAAUGGAACUAAAGAUCUAACACAGACACAAAGGCCUGGAGAGAUAGAGGUGGACUGAUCGAGAUAUAAAGAUGAAGGGAGGGAGGGAUGGACAUAGAGAGUGCAAUGGAGUGGAUGGCUCUGCCACUUGUAGGGGGUGAGGGCAGCACACCAUUCUCCCCAGGAGGCUGUCACCAAUCCACCGAUCUCCCCCCUCAAGCUUCCGCCUCUCCUCUGGUGCCCUGUCUGAAAAAUGCCCCAUCGCACACCUGUAGCAUUUACCAAACUGACACUUCUGACCGCAUGAGCGCCUCAUCACGUUGUAAGUAAAGUGCAGUCAAACAUUUGUUGGCUCUUGUAAGUAAGUAAGUAACAAAGGAAUACUGUGUAACGGAAAUGAAUUGAGCUACAAUUUGUAGCCAAUGCCAAGAUUGGUAUUGCCAAGCAGGGUAACAUCACUUCAGCAAUUGAAUUGUACUUUCUGCUUAUGAAAGAACUUUUUUUUAAAACAGCAGCCAGUGGCCCUUGCCCAACAGGCCAUUUUAUUUUGAUCUGUUAGCAUUUUUGCAAAAAUCAGCCUGUGUGUGUGUGUGUGUGGCAGAAACUUACAUUUGGCAACCUCCAGCACAGCUCCAUAUUCUGCUUGCUUCGAGCUUCUGGGCUGUGAUGACAGUGUGGAGCUUGUGAAUAUUUAAGGGCCUUUUGACUAAUAAGCUGGUUACUGGAGCGUAAUGGAAUACUGUGUACUGUGACUAUAAUGGUUCCCCUCUCACUGUGACCUCUGGAAGAGCAAACGUGUGCAAAGUGCGACCGGCUGAUGAUGACCCUCCAUGCUAUAGCAUACAGCCUACUCUAGACUUGCUUGAAGACUGUUGCCCUUUUGAUCUAAGUAUGACGCCAGUGAGUUACCGACCCAUCUAAACAUAUGUGAUGAGAGUGUAUGACAAUCUAAUUUACGUGCUUCAGUUGAUCGUUUUAACACUUUUCUCUCAGCUUUUUCUAGCUCGUGUUGGCUCUGGAUUAAUAGUUUUAAAAGACUGUUGAACGGUUUGGUGUUCUUGCCAUGGAAUCUUUUUUCUUUUAUGGAUAAAUGGAUGGAUGAGUUGCUUGAGGUUCUGACUGUUGGUUGUUUAGGCUUCUGCCAAUGCAAAGCGUAAUUCAUUACCAUUUUUAUUGUGAUGCUACUGUAUAUGAUUAUUGUUAAUAAAAAAUUC